This is a messenger RNA of Puntigrus tetrazona (Sumatra barb), 2085 nucleotides long. It is a transcript of the gene gbe1a, whose product is annotated as glucan (1,4-alpha-), branching enzyme 1a. Gene Ontology annotation, molecular function: hydrolase activity, hydrolyzing O-glycosyl compounds; 1,4-alpha-glucan branching enzyme activity. The record is from RefSeq and is a predicted model, not a curated record. Gene Ontology annotation, cellular component: cytoplasm. Gene Ontology annotation, biological process: glycogen biosynthetic process. Lineage: Eukaryota; Metazoa; Chordata; Actinopteri; Cypriniformes; Cyprinidae.
AUGAUGGUGGAAAUCUACGAGAGUGCAGGUCAUGUGAGAGAUUGUGACCUCAGGACGGAGAGACAAAUACACACCAACCACUUUAGUGUACAGAUAAUUAGGAAAUUUAACCAGUUCAUCUGUUACUACAUUUCCUUUGUAAAGAAGAGCUGGGCUGAGAGCAAAAGAUACUGUACUGAGAGAGAAGCAGAUCUGAUCAUCAUAAACAACAGAGAAACAAUCUGGAUUGGUGUGACUGACAGUGAUGUGGAGGGCCGCUGGAAAUGGGUUGACUGCAACAGACUGACCUCUGGAUACGAGCGGUUUGCCGAGCGUCUGGCACAGCUGGAGGAGGCGGAAGGGGCCUUUGAUUGCUUCACAUUGAGCUACCGGUCCUUUGGAAUUCAGCGGCGAUCCAACAGCGCUCUGGUCCUUAGGGAAUGGGCACCAGGAGCGGAGGCCGUCUUCCUGACUGGGGAUUUCAAUUCCUGGGAAAAACAGUCUCACCCAUUCACGCAGAAAGAAUAUGGGAAAUGGGAACUAUACCUCUCCCCAGAAGAGGACAAAUCUUCUGCCAUCAAGCACCUGACCAAACUUAAGCUUGUGGUCCUGACUAAAACAGGUGAAUAUCUAUUUCGGAUCUCUCCAUGGGCCAAAUAUGUCACAAAAACCCUAGAUUCCGUCACCUAUGACUGGACUUACUGGGACCCUCCAAAACCAUACCAGUUCCAGCACCCCAGACCCCCACGGCCCAGCAGUCUUCGUAUCUAUGAGGCCCAUGUGGGCAUCAGUUCGCCCGAGGAAAAGAUUGCCUCGUACAAAAACUUUACCAGAGAUGUGCUUCCUCGCAUUAUGGAUCUUGGAUACAACUGUGUCCAGCUCAUGGCAGUUAUGGAACAUGCCUACUAUGCAAGCUUUGGCUAUCAGGUCACUAACUUCUUCGCAGCUUCCAGCCGCUUCGGCACUCCUGAUGAUCUGAAGCAUCUGGUUGACACCGCGCACUCGAUGGGCCUCACGGUUCUUCUGGACGUGGUCCACAGUCACGCCUCCAGCAACACAGAAGAUGGACUCAACUACUUCGACGGAACGGACUCCUGCUUCUUUCACGCAGGCUCCAGAGGAAACCACUCGCUCUGGGGCGGUCGGCUCUUCGAUUACUCCAGCUGGGAAGUGUUGCGGUUCCUCCUUUCCAACCUGCGCUGGUGGAUGGAAGAGUACCGCUUUGAUGGCUUCAGGUUUGACGCUGUGACUUCAAUGCUGUACCACCACCAUGGCAUCGGUCAGUUGUUCUUCAGCUGUAAACAAGCACGUCGUUUCGGGGACUACAGCGCGUGCUUUGGAAUGCACGUGGACGAAGAUGCACUUGUCUAUCUGAUGCUGGCCAAUCACGUUCUCCACAAGCUCUACCCACAAUGCAUCACUGUGGCAGAGGAUGUAUCAGGGAUGCCAGGCCUGUGCAGGUCUAUUGAAGAGGGAGGACUGGGCUUUGAUUAUCGUCUGACCAUGGCCGUGCCAGACAAAUGGAUCCAGGUCUUAAAGGAAGUUCGGGAUGAGGACUGGGAUUUGGAGAACAUUGUUCACACCCUGACCAACAGAAGAAAGGAGGCAUCUAUCACCUAUGCCGAGAGUCAUGACCAAGCCUUGGUUGGGGACAAGUCUCUGGCGUUCUGGCUGAUGGAUAAGGAAAUGUACACCAACAUGAGCGCUCUUAUUGCCAUGACGCCUGUUAUAGACCGUGGCAUCCAGCUGCAUAAACUCAUCCGUCUCCUCACUCACAGUCUAGGAGGGGGCUACCUCAACUUCAUGGGCAGUGAGCCUGCCAUGGGGAACAAAGACACCUUCCGCCAGGGCCACUUAGGCUUCCUCCAGCCCCUGCCGCUGCCCUUUCUGUGUCUUGCUCAUGAGGGGGAGCCCUCUUUCCAUGCCACCAGUCAGGCUUGGAAGAUGAGAGAGGUGAUGAGGCAGGGAUGGGCUUGUAGGAUCAAUCAUUUCUCCUCGUGGGAGAAUAUCGAACCUUCCGGCCCUCGUACGCAGCUGCAGAGGACGCCCACACCGGGUGGAUCGGGACAAGAACGUGGCUGGCUCACGCUGCUUUCUGAUAGGUGA